Molecule: messenger RNA, 534 nt
Organism: Hevea brasiliensis (rubber tree)
Lineage: Eukaryota; Viridiplantae; Streptophyta; Magnoliopsida; Malpighiales; Euphorbiaceae
Product: agamous-like MADS-box protein AGL15
Exons: 5
Coding region: 25-534 (169 amino acids)
Biological process (GO): positive regulation of transcription by RNA polymerase II
Cellular component (GO): nucleus
Molecular function (GO): DNA-binding transcription factor activity, RNA polymerase II-specific; RNA polymerase II cis-regulatory region sequence-specific DNA binding; protein dimerization activity
Source: RefSeq, a predicted model, not a curated record
GCUAGCCAAAUACCCUUUAAUUAGAUGACAGAAGAGAGGAAAACAAUGGGUAGAGGAAGAAUAGAGAUCAAGAGGAUUGAGAAUGUGAACAGCAGACAAGUUACCUUCUGCAAGCGACGUAAUGGGUUGCUCAAGAAGGCUAAAGAAUUGUCUGUACUCUGUGAUGCUGAAGUUGCUGUCAUAGUCUUCUCUAAUACAGGGAAGUUAUUCCAAUUCUCUAGUACCAGCAUGGAGAACACUCUCACAAGAUACUGCCAAGGCGUGGAUUUAGAAUGGCUUGAACUUUCUCAUGAUGAACAUGAAAUAGAGGCACAAAGGGCAGCAGAAGUGAGGGAACUGAAAGAUGAAAUCUCACAACUACGGUUGUCAUGCUUGCAGAUGAUGGGUCAACAACUACAUGGCCUGAGCUUCAAGGAGUUGCAACUCCUACAAUGUCGAAUAAGUAACGGGUUACUCUCUAUUAAGGAUAAGAAGGAGCAGAAGAUCGUUGAAGAGAAUGAAAGGCUGUGGAAACAGGUAAUUUUAAUUAAUUAA